Molecule: messenger RNA, 1801 nt
Organism: Nomia melanderi (Alkali bee)
Lineage: Eukaryota; Metazoa; Arthropoda; Insecta; Hymenoptera; Halictidae
Source: RefSeq, a predicted model, not a curated record
GCGGUAUAACACAUAACCCCGGCGUUAUCCAACCUUUUUCAAGAAUUCCAGGCUCUGGAAAGAAUCGUUAAAUCCUGUUUGUGUGAGCAAAUCUGUAUACAUAACACUUUUCCAAUUAUUUUUCUCAUAAAGCAUUUUUUGUGAAUGAAACAUUUGUCAUUAUCAUUUCGUAUCUAUCCAGAGGAGUAAAGAGACUCAAAAGUGAAUCUAAAACAUCUAUAAAUAAUGAUGCUACAUAAUGCAAAUGUAAAGUUAUGCAGACUUUGCGGCAAAGAAAAACUGCAAGGCACAGAUUUAUUUACAGAUAAAAUUAAAGGGACUGUUUUAAUCUCUAUUAUAAACAAAUAUUUCUCAAAGGAGGUAAUGAACAUUUCAAAUUCUGAUACAUUCUCCAAAUAUGUUUGUAUCGAUUGCGAACAAAAAAUUUGUACAUUCGAUGAGUUUUAUAUAAUGGUAGCAAAUGUACAGAAACAACUUGCUGCUCCGUCAUUGGAAAUUGAUUUUACUGAGAGUAUGCUAUGUCAAUUGAAAGCAAAUGAUACAGUAUCGAAAAAUCCUUUAGGAAAACAAGGUUCAAGAAAAAGCAUAUGUCCAAUAUGUGCUAAAAGCUUCAGGUGUCAGGCACAUUUGAAUAGACAUAAACGGAUUCACACAGGGCAACGACCGUUUAUUUGUAAUAUUUGUAGAAUGUCUUUCAAUCAGCAAGAAAUAUUGAUGAAACAUAUAGAAAGGCACGAAGGGAAAAAACAAUUUCAAUGCGCGAAUUGUCAUCAAUCGUUCCGUUAUAAAGUAUCAUUGAAGUCUCAUAUGAUAAACUUUCACAUGGAUGUGGAGAAGUCUGCUAAUAAUCAAAAUUUACAAAUAGGAAAUAGUUCGUUUACUUGUUCAGACUGUGGUAAACAAUUUGUAACAAAAUAUAAGCUACAGAGACAUUCGCGGUGUCAUACAGGAGAAAGACCUUAUCAUUGCAAUUUUUGUAUGAAAACAUUUUCGCAAACUAGUAAUUUGAAAAUGCACCAGGUGAAGUAUCAUCAGUUACCCGGUUCUUUGACCGAACUGAGAGGGCAGAUUCAAUAUACUAAUCAGAUAGUUAAUUGUGAUGUACCUGUAACAUUAAAUAAUUAUAAUACGGUUAAUAUGUCUGAGACAGAAUUGCAGAAUACAAUAAAUGAAACGAUAAAUUCUACGGAACAGAGCGGUUCAUACGUAUCGAAGAUUUAUGAAAAUCCGUUGUACAUCGAUGACGAAAUUGAAACGAUUUUAGAUCGCGAUCUUGAUCAACUGGGACAAAGCAAAUACUCUACUAACUUGCAGGACAAAGUAUCUCUCUGCUUGAAACAACCGGAGACUCCGGAAUUACUACACAGUUUACUGUACGAUGAUGGAUAGUUCUAACUAUUUACGCGAUUUAUCAUUAAAUGUCUGUUUCUAACAAUAUAUGCAUGUCCAUUUCUAUGAAUUCUCAUAAUGAUAUACUAACAUUUAGAACAAAUAUUAAUGCACACAGCUUUACGUGUAUAGUUUUAGAAAGCAGUACGAAAAUCUGAUUGUCAAAGAUGUAAUUGACAAUCGAUAAAAUUAUAUAUAUAAAACAUAAUUUCCAUCUUUCACUAGAACUUUAUCAAAAUACAUAUUAUACAUUUAUAGAUAGUAUUUUUCCUAAUUAUUAAUUAUAAACGCAAUAAUGCAUUUAAAAAUGCCACAUAAUUUAAGUUUCUACGCCCCGCAUAUUGUUACAAAAAUCUGUAAAUAAUCAUAUAUUUUAUAUUUUUGUUGGUAAAUAAAUAAUUAUACGUAUAAA